Molecule: messenger RNA, 2048 nt
Organism: Microplitis mediator
Lineage: Eukaryota; Metazoa; Arthropoda; Insecta; Hymenoptera; Braconidae
Exons: 8
Coding region: 438-1922 (494 amino acids)
Source: RefSeq, a predicted model, not a curated record
UGUCAAGUAUAUAUUGUGCCUGAGGUAAUUAAUUUAGGAAUUUAAACGUGUUUCCGCCUGCAUUGCUUAUUGACUUUUUUCUCCGCUAGGUGUCGUCAUUAUAAAGUCACAAUAUAACUACCAGUCGGUACUUGUCUCUCGUGCACAUUUGUUUUGUUUACAAUUACAAACAGGUUACUCUGUUUUCUCUGCUCCAAUAUUUGUUUUUAAUUCAGUUCCAGUGUGAAAUUAACAGUUUAUUAUAUUAAUAAUUAAUCAUUUAUGUUAUUCAUCUUAAGUGUUGUUAAGAACAAUGCUUAUGUAUUUGAGUUGAUUGUUUUUCAAUAAUAUACAUGUGACUUAAGUGUUGUUGUGUUGUGAUUAUUGACUAUAAAGAUUAAAUAUUACCUCUAAUUAACAAUCAUUCAAUUUUAUUGGAUUAUAAUAUAUUUUGAUACAUGGAUGAGUUUGUCAGUGAUAUUUUACGACGAUGGAAUCUUGAAGAUUUACUUCAAAUUUUUGAAGAGGAGAAAAUUGAUGAAGAAGCAUUUAAAGCAUUGGAUAAUGAUGCAAUAAAUAACAUUAUUCCUCGAUGGGGCUGGAGAGUGAAAUUUAAAAAAAAAUACGAAGCUUUCAAAAAUAAUGAAAACAGAGAAUUUGACGGAGAUGACAUAGAAGUGAAUGGACUAUCACGACGUCUGAGUCAACUCCAACCUCCUAAUAAUUCUUUCCUGAACGUCCCAACUAAUCCUCUACCACGUCAAUCUAUCAAUAGAUUAACUCUACGAACAUUUUUAAACUCAAGUUUGAAAGGAAAAAUGAUUUUAAGAAAAUAUGAGUCAACAAAAACAGUUGAUCGCAAUAAUCUUUGCGAGCUCAUUAUUUUUGGAGAAUUCGACGAUAAUGAAAAUUACAAAAUAAAUGAAGAGAGAUUUGUUCAUUUGGCCAAUGAAAUUAUUGAACUUUUCCCUACUGAGUUGCGAGAAAUCUAUUAUAUUCCUCGAACAAUAAACGAUGGUGGCAUAGUCAUUAGAGCUUCUGGUUCAUUAUACUCUAAAUAUAAUAAUACAAGAAGAGAAUUGAAUGUAUUAGAUAUGAUGCCGAAAGAUCUAUUGAAUAACAACAAACCAGUGCAAAUGACUGAAAGUGAAUCUGCCGACUUAGUGGAUGAUAACAUUGAAUGGCUCCAAAAUAAUUUAGAGCCAUUUGAUGAAAUUAUGGAUAAAUGGAUAAAGACAAUUGAUAAGCGACACCAUUUCAAAAACAAGUCAAUUGAACAAUAUUUUAAUACCUUCGAGUGCUUAAAACAUUCAGAAGGAUAUAAAUUGUUACUACAAGACUUUGAUUCAAUUUACCCUGAUAAAGUAGAUAAAUUUUAUUUAAAAUGGCCAGUAAUUGCACCUAAAAUCAUUAAUAUUGCCAAAAAAAAAAAAUUUGCCGAAGCAAAAAUGUGUAUAUCAAAAUAUAGUCGUUUAAAUGAGUCAGGUCACCAAUCGCUUCUUGCUCUUUUAUUAUUGCCUUUACUUUUCACGACAGUGAACAUAAAGUCAAAAAAACCUGGGGAACAUUGGAGACCAGAGAAAGAAGACACCCAGAAAUCAUUUUUACUCCAUAUUGAAACAGAAGAUGAGCUGAUAUUUUAUCAAAACGAAAGAACUAAAAUUUGCGAAAAAUACAACUUAAGUGUACAACCAUAUGUUGUUAUCUCUGGGCCGAUCAACAAUUUAGUGUCGUCAUCAGUGCAUAUAAAUAAUACCAAAUACAAUUUUGAUUCCCCUGAAGAAGCCAUUGAUAGCUGUUUUAAAUUUUAUUAUAGCUUAAAUGCAGAGUACACAGCUGAAUGCAGACAAGUUUGGACUUUUCUCGCAAAUUUUAUUUAUGAAUUUAAUGAAAAACAUAGUUAUAGCUCAGUGUAUAAUUUAAUUAGUAAUCUUAAAUGUUAAAUAAAUUGAAGAUCAAACACUAUUGGUUUUGAUAUUUUAUUGGUAGAUAAUUUUUAUCAAUUUUUAAAUAUAACUAAAAAUAAAAAAAAACUGUAACAUAAUGGCAUCUGCAGAUGAGAUCAGGAU